Messenger RNA from Fusarium poae, 1254 nucleotides. RefSeq lists its product as uncharacterized. The transcript has a single exon. Bases 1 to 1254 code for a protein of 417 amino acids. NCBI's taxonomy places the organism in Eukaryota, Fungi, Ascomycota, Sordariomycetes, Hypocreales, Nectriaceae. The record is from RefSeq and is a predicted model, not a curated record.
AUGCAUUCCUUCAACCUUAUUCUUUCUUCUUCUCUCUUUGCCUUGACACAGGCUCACUCGGUCAUCCUCGGUGCUCAGGGUCUCGAUACCUCUCCCAACAGUAUCGGAUUCCAAGUCGAUCCCGAGAUUGCUCGCAACUGCAUCACCAUCAACCCCUGCCAACAAGAUGCCACUAUCAUCCGCGAUGCCGAGAUCACUGCCAACAUUGUGAACCAGUGUGGUCGUACUGAGAUCUCUGGAAACAUUGAUGUAGGCGAGAACACUGAGAACGCCAUUGCUGCCAACCAGGUUACCCAGGUUGAGGCUGGUGGUGAGAUCACUGUCACCAUCCACCAGGUCAAUGCCGAUGGUGCUGGUCCCUAUGUCUGCGAUCUCGACGAGAGCAGCAACACAAACACCAACAUCCAGAACUUGACCGUCACCAACAACGUCCCCGGAUCAAACGGUCUCUCUCAGGCCAAGACACAAGCCUUCAACAUCACAGUCAAGAUGCCUGAUGACCUCAACUGCUUCGGUGCCUCGACCGGAAACAUCUGCACUGUCCGAUGCCGCAACAACGCCCUUGCCGGUCCCUUCGGUGGCUGCUUCGCCGUCCAACAGGCCGACACUGACAAGAAGACCAACAGCCCUCAGAGCAUCAAGACCACCCAGACCUUCAACGGUAUCAACGAUCAGAUUCUUCAGAACCAGAAGGAUUUCCCCGAUGCUGUUGCUGCCAACGAGAACGCCAGUUCCGAUGAGGCUGCCCAGAACAAGGCUGCUGUCGAUGCUCUUCUCGGUGCUACUGUUGUGACAUCGGCUUUCGCUACCGAGACUCCUAGUGUUGCCCUUGGCCGACCUCCUGCUGCUACCCCCGACCCCAACGAGAACGGUGGUGACAAGGUUGGUGACAACAAUGGCGAUAACAACAACGGUAACAACAACGACAACAACGACAACAACGGAGGCAACAACGAUAACAACAAUGGAGGCAACAACGACAACAAUGGAGGCAACAAUGACAACAACGGAGGUAACAAUGACAACAACAAUGGAGGUAACAACGGUGGAAACGACGGUAACAACGGCGGUAACGGUGGUGACAAUGGUCAAGGAAACAACGACAAGAACCAGGGUGGUAACGGUGGUAACGGUGGAAAUGGAGGCAACCCAUUUGGAGGUAACCCCUUUGGCGGUAACCCCUUCGGAGGUAAUGGACAAAAGGCCAAGCGUGGUUUCACCAACCGUCGCUGGUCCAAGCGAACUGUCUUUUAA